AUGGAGGCACUGGAAGACACUGAACUCUGUUUUCCUCAAUUCAACAACUCAUGCAAGAAGACGACACGUCCUCACUUGGCGGCUGCGCUCAUUUACGCUGUGCUGUCUGGCAUCUCUCUGCUCACAGUGGUUCUUAACCUGCUGGUCAUCAUCUCCAUCUCCUACUUCAGACAGCUCCACACCACCACCAACUUCCUCCUCCUCUCUCUGGCUGUUGCAGACUUCCUUGUGGGUCUCCUGCAGAUGCCGACUGAAAUCUUGCUCUUCCAUGGCUGCUCGAUCCAGGAUAACUCUAUAUGUGGUAUGAAUUACUUUUUAGGUUUCCUCACUGUCAGUGUUUCAGUAGGAAGCAUGGUGCUCAUAUCAGUUGACCGCUAUUUAGCAAUUUGUGACCCAAUGUUUUACUCCACCAAAGUUACACUGAAAAAAGUUCAGCUCUGCAUAUGUCCCAUUAUUGUGAUUACACUUCUGUAUAUGAGAGUAUUUGUGGUGGCUGUGUCUCAGGCUCAUGCCAUGCGUUCUCAUGUUGCAGUUGUUACACUUCAGCGUUCAGAGACUGUAAAAGCUAUGAAAUCUGAAAUGAAAGCAGCCAGGACUCUUGGUGUUGUCGUAGUUGUGUUUAUUUUGUGCUUCUCUCCAUAUUACUGUCUCAGUAUUGUAGCUUACAACAAGCCAGUGGGGUCAUCAUCUGCACCUGUUGAGUUUUGGCUGUUGUACUUCAACUCCUGUUUAAACCCUGUGAUCUAUGUUUUUUUCUACCCCUGGUUCAGAAAAUCUAUUAAACAUAUUGUUACACAGAUACUGCAGCCUGGUCACUAUUAG
This is a messenger RNA of Lates calcarifer (barramundi perch), 822 nucleotides long. Its product is annotated as trace amine-associated receptor 4-like. Gene Ontology annotation, molecular function: trace-amine receptor activity. The coding region runs from base 1 to 822 and encodes 273 amino acids. Gene Ontology annotation, cellular component: membrane. The transcript is spliced from 3 exons. The record is from RefSeq and is a predicted model, not a curated record. Lineage: Eukaryota; Metazoa; Chordata; Actinopteri; Centropomidae. Gene Ontology annotation, biological process: G protein-coupled receptor signaling pathway.